AAAUUUACUCUACUGUAUUUGCAUGAAUCUCCAAGCAUUUUGGAGUUUGGAUGGUGCCUAUCCGCAUAUCCGCAUUGUGCAUUUGUGCUUCCUCAUUUUGAAAAAGAAAUUCCCAAGCACACCCGGUUAAAGAAAUGAAAAGAAAUUCCCAAGCACACUCUUGCACCCAACGGCAACUUGCAACUUUUUUUUCCCGUCAGCUGUUCAGCCACAGCGAGCGCUUUCAGCACACCGACCUGAUGCACGGGCAUGCCGUCCUCCGCAAUCUCCUCUUCUCGCCCGCCCCCGCCGGAUUCCCCUCCCAUCGGCGACUCAGUGUUUCUCGCGGUCGCGGUCGCGGCGCUCAUGGAUUCGCCAGCGAUGCACGGACGGCGUUCUCGGCCGGACGCGCCUCACCCGCAGCCUCAUCCCCGCCGCGUUUCAGAAAGCAAGGCAGCAAGAGAGCAGGGGCAUUGGGCCCAAAAGUGAUUGAAAAUGAGACAGAGGUCAUGAUCAACGGCAGCCAGACUUCUUCCUAGCGAUUCACGUGGAGCAAAGAGCGGGCCAAGUUCCUCACCAGCUACCUGAUGGAACAGGCUUCAGGUGCUAAGGGGAAAGAUGCAUUGUUCAGGGAGGAUGCUCUAGAAGUUACAGAGGCUGUUUCCCGACGGUUUCAGCGUGAAUGCGGUGUCGCUGAUGUGCGAAGGAGGCUGACAACUCUGAAGGAAAGAUGGCGAAGGAUAGAGAAGAUGAAAGCCAUUGGUUCUACGUCAUGGGAUCAUGCUACUAGGACGAUAAGCAUGCGAGAAGAUGAUUACCAACAGUAUGCCAUGGAUCAUCCGAAAAAUUCUUGGUUGCUGAAUAGGCCCAUUGAGGAUUAUGAUGAGCUUUCUUUCAUGUUCAGUGAUGAUAAAUCAGUAGCUGAUACUCAGGCAAAAAGGACAAAAACGCUCAUUCUGUCAAUACUCAGGAUAUCUGAAGAUCCCAUGGAGCAAAAGAUAGCUAAUGAGGACAUCCGCUACUUAGUUCUGAAGAUUGGGGAGUUAAUAGAUGCUCUAAAAAGCUUAAAGCCCAGAGACUUUUCUGACGACUUGUGGAAAGCAAUUACAGCUUGCGGUUACAACGAGAGGAUGUCAAUCACCGCGUUAGACUAUUUUCUGAAGAACGAGGUUGAAGGGAAGAAUUUCCUUGUGCGUAGCCCACACCUUCGCAAGGAAUGGCUAGCUAAGUUCUUCUCUAGCCUCCUGUAACCAUUCUUGGUCUGUUCCAUCCAGCAGUUUAGUUUGAUAUUUCUAGUUUACCCAUUUAUUAGGAACCACACUUCAAAAUGUCGAGUAUCAUUGUGGAAGUCCUUAAGCAUGUAUGAACAGAAGCCUUAGCACGCAUCAAUGGUAAA
Phragmites australis (common reed) is the source of this 1375-nucleotide messenger RNA. RefSeq lists its product as uncharacterized. The transcript has 4 exons. The record is from RefSeq and is a predicted model, not a curated record. NCBI's taxonomy places the organism in Eukaryota, Viridiplantae, Streptophyta, Magnoliopsida, Poales, Poaceae. Bases 567 to 1229 code for a protein of 220 amino acids.